CUCCCGCCCUUCCCUCUCUACCUCCCGGCCCUCCCGGCCAGUGAUGAGAUAUUCGGACAGGUGGGGAAGUGGCCACGGCAAUCGAAAUCACGUCCACGAGCACGACCAUGGCCGAGUGUCACACCCAGAAUAAAGCCAAGCUCGUCUCUGAGACCCGACGGAGAUUCGAAGCUGAUUAUGUGACAGAUAAGUCAGAUAAAUAUGAUCCACGUGAUGUUGAAAGGCUACAACAAGAUGAUAACUGGGUUGAAAGUUACUUACUUUGGAGGCAUAAUAAUGUCGAUGAAACACUGAAGAUGCUUGAUGAGAGUUUUCAGUGGAGGAAAGAAAUGUCUGUCAACGACCUCACUGAAUCUUCCAUUCCCAGAUGGUUAUUGGAAAUAGGUGGUAUUUAUCUGCACGGUUAUGACAAAGAAGGCAACAAGUUGUUCUGGAUCAGGGUGAAGUAUCACAUAAAAGACCAUAAAACCACACUGGACAAAAAGAAGCUUAUCGCAUUCUGGUUGGAACGUUAUGCUAAAAGAGAAAAUGGGAAACCUGUAACAGUGAUGUUUGACCUGUCAGAAACUGGAAUAAAUAGCAUAGACAUGGACUUUGUGCGCUUUAUCAUCAACUGCUUUAAGGUUUAUUACCCUAAAUACCUCUCAAAAAUGGUGAUCUUUGAUAUGCCUUGGAUAAUGAAUGCUGCUUUCAAAAUUGUGAAAUCCUGGCUUGGACCAGAAGCAGUGAGUUUGUUGAAGUUUGCAAGUAAAAAUGAAGUCCAAGACUAUGUCAGUGUAGAAUACCUGCCUCCCCACAUGGGUGGAACUGAUCCUUUCAAGUAUAGCUACCCACCGCUAGUAGAUGAUGAUUUCCAGACACCAUUGUGUGAAAAUGGACCUAUUGCCAGUGAAGAUGAAGCUUCAAGUAAAGAAGAUCUAGAGAGUGAUGGCAAAGAAACCUUGGAAACAAUUUCCAGUGAAGAACAAACAGCUCUUCUAAAAAAGAUUAACAUUACCGAACAUACUUCCAAAGCAGAGGAAAAUGAAAAGGUUGAUUCCAAAAUGAAAGCUUUCAAAAAACCAUUGAGUGUGUUUAAAGGGCCCUUACUACACAUCAGCCCAGCAGAAGAACUGUAUUUUGGAAGUACAGAAUCUGGAGAGAAGAAAACUUUAAUAGUGUUGACAAAUGUAACUAAAAACAUUGUGGCGUUUAAGGUGAGAACAACUGCUCCAGAAAAAUACAGAGUCAAGCCAAGCAACAGCAGUUGUGACCCUGGAGCUUCAGUUGACAUAGUUGUGUCUCCCCACGGGGGUUUAACAGUCUCUGCCCAAGACCGUUUUCUGAUAAUGGCUGCAGAAAUGGAACAGUCAUCUGGCACGGGCCCAGCAGAAUUGACUCAGUUCUGGAAAGAGGUUCCCAGAAACAAAGUGAUGGAACACAGGUUAAGAUGCCAUAUUGUUGAGAGCAGUAAACCAACCACCCUUACAUUAAAAGACAAUGCUUUUAACAUGUCAGAUAAAACCAGUGAAGAUCUUUAUCUACAACUCAAUCGUUUACUAGAAAGCAAUAGGAAGCUUGAAGACCAAGUUCAGCGGUGUAUCUGGUUCCAGCAGCUGCUGCUUUCCUUAACAAUGCUCUUGCUUGCUUUUGUCAUGUCUUUCUUCUAUUUGUUGUACACUUAAAGAAGUGGCGUUCAGUGAGAAACAUGGCUCUUUCGCUCAUUAGUUGGAAAAAGACCCAGAACUUCAUGUUACUAAAAGUUUUGCACAUCUGUGCUUCCUGAAAGGAAACGUGCAACACUUAGAGGGGAACAAAUACGUGUCUCGAAAAUAAACUCUGUUAGAAUGAGGAAACACUGGAGAAAUUGAGUAUAAGAGAUCAUAGUUAUAGUUAAUAAGGUGAAGGCAUAGCCAUUGUGUAAAUUAAUACUUUAGAUAUAAUUUAUUUUUUCCUUUUGAUUUGAAUACUUCUAAAGUUUGUUUUAUUAUAUGUAUACAUUAGCUAGACUGAAAAGUAGACGUAACAAGCUUUGUCACAGCCAAAAAAUGUAAUCUUUUUUUUAUGACAAAAUCAUUAUAGCUGAGCCAACUUAUUAGCUUUUCUAUACUAUGUAUAUAGAACAUGUAUAUUGAAAAAAAAAACCCGUACUUAAUACAGAUUAAUUUCUGUGAACAUGACUUUGUAAUUUUGAGAAUUCCUUCCAGAUGCUAGUCAAUAUUCUUUGGGUAUGUGAAACAAUUUAAUGCCAAACCACCUUUUAGCCUUUGUUUCUUAUCUGUCUUCCUUAACAGUCUGCCUUUUAUUAAUCUCGGACUUUUUUAUGAACACUCACAUUUAGACAGAAUUUGGGAAACUAAGUUUGCUUGGGUUUUCUUGGUCCUCUCUUCCAGUCUUUUUUAUGCAGUUUCCCAUCGCUCACUGGGGCGGGACACUGACCCCCAUGCUGCAUUUCUUAUAAGGGUCUAAUCCUCCUUUUUCUAAAUGACAGGAGUUAAAAUUUCUUUGAAACCUUGGUUUUGAGAUGCAGAGCAGAAUUCAUUCACAUUUCAGUUUCGCGUGAAAAUCGGCCACAAGAAGGAAACUUGACACAACACUGGAGUACCUAUAAGCGUGGGGUGGGGGGGGGGGGGCGGAAUCAAAACUCAAGUGUCGGUUCUCCAUUUAGGAAUGAAAACUAGAAUUCCUAGACCAGGGCUGUUGCACUUGCUGGAUACUCUGCCUUCGUCACAGUAAUCCUGAGGGUGGUCCCUAAAUUCCUAAAAUGAUACAACUUGCAGGGGCAGAGGCGGAUGAAAUCAGUUUGUUUUCUCACUCAUACAGCCAUUUUCAGUUCUCGUCGGUUCACGUGUAACUAUCUGAAAGAAAACAUAGUCUGCCUGUUAAAUAAAUGUUGAGUUUUGAUUGAGCCACGUUUGGAGAACUUUUUAUUCUGAAGUGUAGGGUUGGCGGCUUUCAUCUUGAGAAGCUGAGGAUUCCAAAGUCGAGUUGUAGAGAGUGGUGAUUUCAUAGAGUCCCUUCAAAAUUGGCCUAGCAAUAAAACCUUAAAAGGACACUGGUCUGAUGGUCUUAAUUUGGGUUUUUCUGUUGCAGUUUGCCAACUCCAGCCGUGAAAGUGACUUCAGUACACCCUAAGUACUCCCCGUAGUAUCUCCCUGUGUGUGUGCACAGCGGUUCCCUUUCCAUGUUAGAUCCCCGGCUAUAUAUAACCUAAUCUCAAAGCAUUUGUGUAUGUUCUUUGUUCCUCAGCAAAUGAAUGGGGAAAUCAUUGGUCAGAAUUGGAAGUGUAUUGUCCUAACAGUGUCCCUUUAAUGUUUCCUACGAAAAUGACGUGGACUCACUACAAUGUUCUUCCCUGAUGUCUGGCCAGUUGAAUUUAAUAACGUAUCUUGUUAACGUUUGUGUGUCUACUAAAUGUGACUAUGCAAGAUUACUGAAAAUUAUAAGAUCAAAGGCAUCUAAACGUCUGUUCUUAACUAAUCACUUAUUUACAUCAGAUUUUAUUCUGUCUUCAUUUGAUUUUAUCACAUUUUGUGUGACUAUUACUUUGAGUACUCUGAUAAUAAUUUUAUUUUUUAUCUUGUCAUUACCUAUUCAUGACCAAAUUACCAAGGAUCAACAUUAAGAUCGAGAUUUUCGCUUGAGAAUGGAAAUCAAUAGAUUUUCCAUGAAAACAUUAAUAAAAUAUUAUUAGCUUGGUCUCAAAGUAGCCUAAAAAUGCAACUGCGGUUAAACCUAGCCUCAAAUUUCAUAAUACCAUAACUGUUUUUAUAUCUUUCCACUAAUUUUGACUGGAUUUAAUAGCACUUUAUUGUACAACUGCAAAAAAAAA
This is a messenger RNA of Lynx canadensis (Canada lynx), 3811 nucleotides long. RefSeq names its product motile sperm domain containing 2 (gene MOSPD2). NCBI's taxonomy places the organism in Eukaryota, Metazoa, Chordata, Mammalia, Carnivora, Felidae. The transcript has 15 exons. Bases 108 to 1664 code for a protein of 518 amino acids. The record is from RefSeq and is a predicted model, not a curated record.